ACAACGAGUCAGAGCCGGGACCCAGAGGAGACACUGGGAAUGCAGACUAGCAACAAAUCUCCCUGCGAAUCUGAAGAUCCCCUUCCCCACCUCCCUCCACACUCCCACCCCUGGCCUGACACAAUGGCUGGGUGGGGCUGAGGAACUGGCUUCCUCUGUGGAGAUGGAAAUCUGGGCCUUCAGUUCCCGCCCCAAAGACACAGGGAUAUUUAUUUGGAGACACUGGGCGGCAUUUGGUGCUCCAAGGGGCCAGGAAGAUAGGCUGAAAACAGAAACUACCCCAAACCAUAAAGGCCCUGUGUGCGCAUGUGGAGCCUGGUGUGGUUGGGGGUGGUGGUGUCCGGUUGGGAGGAGGAUCGGAUUCCUGUUUCCUGCCCCUACUCACUCAGCCCUAGGAGGUGACGGAGAGUGGAGGGAACUGGAGGCUCUGGUCCUCAUCCUCCUUGUCAAGAGGAAGAGAAGCCCAGGUCUCAGUCCCAGUCCCAGUCCCAGGGCUGUCGAUUUGAUGCUUUGGCCUGGAGUGGCGGCGGCCUCCCAGGCAUCCGGGCAGGACCCAGCCUCCCAUUGGAGCUUCUCUCUGUGACCAGACCCAGGGGAUGACUUCCACAGGACACCUCCCUCCUUGGAAACACUCAGAAGACGAUGUCAGCCCAGUCCCUUCCUGCAGCAACGCCCCCUACCUUGAAGCCCCCUCGGAUCAUCCGCCCCCGCCCCCCUUCUCGCCAUCGGGCUCCACACUCCCCGGGACCUCCCCAAAACGGCUCCUCUUCGAAAGCACUUCCUCAAAUACCCAAUGAUGCAUCAACCUCAAUGUGCACCUCCAUCUUCUGGGAGCCCCCAACAUCUUCCCUGAAGCCCCCUGCCCUUCUGCCCCCAUCAGUUUCCAGAGCCAGUCUGGACUCUCAGACUUCCCCAGACUCGCCUUCCAGCACGCCCAGUCCCAGCCCAGUGUCCCGGCGCUCCGUCUCCCCAGAACCAGCUCCUUCAUGUUCUCCAGUACCCCCACCCAAGCCCUCUGGAUCUCCCCGAACACCUCUGCCCUCGCUUCCUAUGCCCCUCCAGGAUGGCUCUGCCUCGGCCCCUGGCACGGUUCGCAGACUGGCUGGCAAGUUUGAAUGGGGGGCUGAAGGCAAAGCCCAGUCCUCAGACUCCCUGGAGCGAUGCUCCCAAGGGGGCACGGAUGUGAAUGGGGAGAGAGAGACUCCCCAAGCCACCCCUUCCGGGAAUGGAUCCCAGGAGAAUGGCACUCCAGACGCUGCCCUGGCCUGCCCUCCAUGCUGCCCCUGCGUCUGCCAUGUAGCAAAACCUGGCCUGGAGCUCCGAUGGGUGCCUGUGGGGAGUUCUGACGACAUCCUCAGGGCCCCCUGCCGGGCAUCCCCACUGCGAGCCUCCCGCUCCCGCAUCAACCCACCGGUCAUCAGCCACCCUCCAGUCGUCCUCACAUCUUACCGCUCCACUGCCGAGCGCAAACUCCUACCUCCCCUCAAGCCCCCCAAGCCGACUCGAGUCAGGCAGGAUACCAGCCCCUCCGGGGAGCUUCCACAGCCGGACCUGGAACUGCCUUCAGAAGAUGGGAUCCAGACAGGGGACAGACCUGAAGAAGCACCUCAGAAUGUUCCUCCUGCGGCCUUGGAGGGAAGGGAUGAGGAAGGGCUGGAGGGGCUGAAGGAGCAGCAGUGGGAGCUGCCCCUGCAGGACGAACCUUUAUACCAGACCUACAGGGCAGCUGUGCUCUCAGAGGAGCUGUGGGGUGUGAGUGAGGACGGGAGCCCCUCUCCGGCUAAUCCCGGAGAAGCUCCCACCUUCUCCAGGCUCCCGGGACCUCGAAACACUCUAUGGCAGGAGCUCCCGGCCGUGCGAGCCAGUGGUCUCUUAGAGAGCCUAAGCCCCCAGGAAAGGCGCAUGCAGGAGAGCCUGUUUGAGGUGGUGACCUCAGAGGCCUCCUACCUACGCUCCCUGAGGCUACUGACCGACACCUUCGUCCUGAGCCGGGAUCUCCGGGACACACUCACUCCUCGGGAUCACCAUACACUUUUCUCCAACGUGCAGCGCGUCCAGGGAGUCAGUGAGCGGUUUCUAGGGACAUUACUGUCCCGCGUUCGCUCUUCCCCACACAUCAGCGACCUGUGUGAUGUGGUGCAUGCCCACGCGGUUGGUCCUUUCUCAGUGUAUGUGGAUUAUGUACGGAACCAACAGUAUCAGGAGGAGACGUAUAGUCGCCUUAUGGACACUAACGUGCGCUUCUCUGCAGAGCUGCGAAGGCUGCAGAGCCUCCCCAAAUGUGAGCGGCUCCCACUGCCGUCUUUCCUGCUACUGCCCUUCCAGCGAAUCACCCGGCUCCGGAUGCUACUGCAGAACAUCCUGGGCCAGACAGAGGAGGGGUCCAGUCGCCAGGAGAACGCCCAGAAGGCCCUGGGUGCUGUGAGCAAGAUCAUUGAGCGCUGCAGCGCUGAGGUGGGGCGCAUGAAGCAGACAGAAGAACUGAUCCGACUCACCCAGAGGUUGCGUUUCCAUAAGGUCAAGGCUCUACCCCUGGUCUCCUGGUCACGGCGCCUGGAAUUACAGGGGGAGCUGACGGAGUUGGGAUGUCGGAGGGGGGGUGUGCUCUUCACCUCCCGCCCCCGCUUCACUCCCCUCUGCCUGCUGCUCUUCAGCGAUCUGCUGCUUAUCACUCAGCCCAAGAGUGGGCAGCGGUUGCAGGUUCUGGACUAUGCCCAUCGCUCCCUGGUGCAGGCCCAGCAGGUUCCUGACCCGUCUGGACCCCCUACAUUUCGCCUCUCCCUUCUAAGCAACCACCAGGGUCGCCCCACCCACAGGCUACUCCAAGCCGCCUCACUGUCAGACAUGCAGCGCUGGCUGGGGGCUUUUCCCACCCCAGGUCCCCUUCCCUGUUCCCCAGACACCGUCUAUGAAGACUGUGAGUGUUCCCAGGAGCUGAGUUCAGAGUCACCCACACCUUCCAAGACAGAGGGACAAAGCCUGGAUUCCAAGGCCCCCCGCAAGCAUCCCCACAAGAAUCCUGAAGGUUGGCUUAAAGGGCUUCCUGGAGCCUUCCCUGCCCAGUUGGUGUGUGAAGUCACUGGAGAACACGAAAGGAGGAAGCAUCUUCGCCAGCAUCAGAAGCUCCUUGAGGCUGUGGGACCCUGUCCAGGCACUUCUGACACCCCUCAGCCCUAACGCAGGCUAGGGAGAGGGCACAGACUGGGACACUGGCAGCAGCACGGAGAAGGCGAAGUCUGCCCAGCUCUGUAUCCCUCCGCCCCCUGUUGCUGUCGGUGGAAACACUACCUCUAGUGGCACCAGCAGAGCUAGAGCUUCAGGACCGAGCAGCUAAUGAAACAGGCCAUCUGAGCCCACAGCAGGGAAGAAUGAGGAUGGCUUGAUGUGCUGCCAAUGGAGACAGCACAGUGUCCAAGGUUGAGACCCUGGCUGUCGACUGUCACCAAGGAAGAAGCCGGGCAAUGCAUUUGAGAAAAGGCGUUACCGGAGGAGUCCUGAAGACAACAGGGAUGGGUAGGAGCCCAUUCAGCCAAAGAAGAUGGUGGUUUGGACCCAAGAGACCAGUAGUCAUUCUACUUGGUUCUACAGAAGCCACUGAUCCUACCCUUUGAGUAUAGAAAGUGUUAAAUUAAUCUAACCCUUCUGUUUCUGGACUACUUCCUAUACCCUUCCAAACCACUUCCUUUGUUCCAGAAGAAUCCAGAGUGUGUCUCAGAGGACAUGUGUACACAUGUGUCCAUGUGUAUAUGUAUCUAGGAAGGCAGUUCUGCUGAAUGCGGUGUUUGUGUGUGUGAAAGAGAGAGAGAGAGAGAGAGAGAGAGAGAGAGAGAGAGAGAGAGAAAACCACUCAUGUCAGUGGUGACUGGAAACUUCAUUUCUUUUUUUUCUUUUUUUUUCCUUGUUAUUUUUCUCCCAAGAAGACAUUUGGCCUGAGUUCUAAAGAGAGUGCUGAGUAUAGCUUGGCCAGAGGCUAGGGCCGUGGAUGAGAGCCAUGGAUUCUGGGUCUCUUGGGUCCUCCUGGGUUCCAUGACAGUUGAAGCAGUCAAUGGUCUGGCACGUCGCUGAGGAACCAAGUAGCUGGGAUGAAAGAGCCUCUGCAGUCUGGGUAUUUUCCUGUCCCAAACACUGACCUCCAUAUUUCGUGCCUCUCUGCUUAUCUCCCAACUUGAAUUGUCGUCACAUCAGCCAGCCUCAGCAGCAGGCUGCAGAACGAGUCCCAGGCCAGUCAGCGUCCAUUCUGGGGGAUCUUCGUCUAACCUGAUCCUCUCAGAGGGCCAGCUCGGUGGAGGGAGUAGAGAGCUGGUGGCAUUUCCUAGCCUCAACCAGUGUCUGCUGCUGAGAACCUGUCCUCAUGCUGGAGAGGUGAGGGCUACCACAGUAGGACAGACAAUUGCUAGGGUUGGAGCUCAAGCCUGGGCGAAGGCUCCCUCUUCACAACUGUUCAAUGCUCUUCCUUCAUGUAUGACAACCUGCCCAGCCUGAACCUGCCUCGGUGGCUGUGGAAGGUGGAAUGACUCUGGGGACUUGAAGGCAGAAGGGCACUUGGCAUGUCCACAACUUUCACCCAGAAAAGUGCCAACCAUAUGGGAAACUCUCAAUAAACGUUGGUGGCAUUACCCCGAGGCUCGUCAAAGCUUGAGCGGGCAAUGGUCUACGAACAAUGGCUUUAUAUGGGGAUAGGGCUGGCUGCAGCGGUGCCAAGAACAGGUGCAUCGGUUCCACUGGAACUAGGGUUAGAGACCCGGAGCAAUGCCUGCUCGGAGUGUGUCGGCCUCUGCACAGCUUCCUAAGAUCUGUGCCUGUGGUGGACUAGAGCAGCUGCAGCUGGGGCUGCUGCAGGCUGGAAAAGAAGGCAGGGCAGGCUCAGCGCAGCUGGAGCGGUAUAGAGGGUACAGUAAGAGAUCAGAGCACAGUGUCACCAACAAGGGCCUUUCACCGACUAGCCACAUGUCUCUGUGUUUGAUUCCAUUCUGCGCCUGCUUAUUGACCACCUCCUGGUUCGAGUCUGGUCAUAAACUUCACAGACCACCUUAGCUGUUCUUACCUGCUUCUAGGCUACCAGGAAAGCAGACGAGGUAAUCCAGAACAGUCCUGUGAUAACUGGCCGGCCUCACUUGGCUUUUCAUGGUGUGACCAGAAUACCCAGACAAUCACAGCUUGUAAGGGAAGCUUUAUUUUAACUCAGGGUUUCAGAGUUUCCUAGAUACGCUCACGAGCCCUGGUGCUCCAGGGCUGUGGCAGAGCAGAGGGAACCUGCUCACCAUGGUGGGUAGGAACCAAAGGAGGAAUGAUUGAGGUUUCAAUAUCCCCUUCAAAGGCAUGCUCUCAUACCCUAACUCCUAUUAGACCCCACAUGCUAAAGGUUCCUCCCACCACCUACCUCAACUACGCCUUCAAUAUAUGCCUUUCAGGGGACAUUUAAGAUCCAAACCGGUGGGAGAUGGUGGCACAGGUAUGGACUCCCUGCAUUUAGAAGGCUAAGCAGGGUAGUCUUUGAUUCAAUGUCAUCCUGAGCACCUAGCAAGAUUCAAAUAAACCAAACAAAUAAGAUCUGAACCAGAACACAGCUCAAAGUAGCCAUGGUCAAGCCAAGCAGAGUUGAGCAGAUAACCGGGUCUGAGUUCUCACAUGAAGAAUCUGCUUCCAAACCCACCGACUUGUUGGUGGUAUUUAGUUCCCCCACUAACCGAGUAGCGGUGCCCAUCACUUUGGCCGUUCAUUAGAACCUAAUCACUAAGUGAGGUGCGGUGGUACCGAUCCGAACCCCAGCACUGGUAAGGUGGAGGCAAGAAGAUCCAGAGUCCAAGGCUGACUUAACAGAAAGUCUGAGGCCAGCCGGACUGCUUGUGUCUCACACACACAGGCACACGCACACACACUUCAAUCACUAAGUGCGUAUUCAAAAGGCAAUACCUCUUAUAUAAACGCAUGAAUAGCAAAAGCAGGGGAUCGCUGAAGUCCAUUUACCGUAGUCACUAAAGGUGAGCCAAAAGCUUCCUUAACUCAUCUUCCUUCAGUUAGAGCGCAAUAACUGAUUGCAUUUCUUUUUGUUUGUUUUGUUUUUCUUUUUAGGCAGGAUCUCACUACGUCACUUGGCUGGUCUGAUACAUUCUAUACAGACCAGGGUGGCUGGCCUCAAACUCACAGAGAUCCUCCUGUCUUUGCCUCCUGGGUGCUGGGGUUAAAGGUACAUAACAACUAUACUUAGCUUUUGGGCUUUUUUUUUUUUGCUUGUUGUUGUUGUUACUUUUUUUUUGGGGGGGUUUGCUUGUUUGUUUUUAAGACAGUGUCUCCCUCUGUGGUGUAUGACCUCUAACUCACAGCACUCCUCCUGCCUCAGGUUCCCAAGUCCUGUGAUUACAGACAUGACCUACCAAACCUGGCCUGAUUUUUAUAAAUCCUGCAGAAAUAUAUGCCCAGGUGAAUUCACUUUUAGGGUCCUCCAAUGGAGCCUAAAAAAGCCAGUUUAAGUUAUGAGAUCUGAAGCUUAAGAUAAAAAAGGCCAAUAUUUAUAUAUUUAUUUAAAAGAUAUUUAAAGGUACAAGCUGGGGAAAGUCAUCUAAGUUUAUCUGACAGAGAGGGAGAGCAUCUUAACUUUCCUCUUGGUUUUAAGUCUGAGCAGAAGCUGCAUAAACUAGAGGAGGCGGAAAUUUUUUUUUCAAUAAAAAAUUAUAUUAAAAAAAAAAACUAGAGGCCACA
Molecule: messenger RNA, 6699 nt
Organism: Alexandromys fortis (reed vole)
Lineage: Eukaryota; Metazoa; Chordata; Mammalia; Rodentia; Cricetidae
Gene: Arhgef15
Product: Rho guanine nucleotide exchange factor 15
Exons: 18
Coding region: 643-3177 (844 amino acids)
Biological process (GO): activation of GTPase activity
Molecular function (GO): guanyl-nucleotide exchange factor activity
Source: RefSeq, a predicted model, not a curated record